AUGGCUGCUUCGGCGCCCCGGCUGCUGCAAUGCAGCGUGAAGCUGCUUUUCCUCAGCGAGGAGCAGCUCCUGGAGGGGCUGCAGCUCUCCGCCCCCGGCCAGAAAGCCUUCCAGCUGGAGCUGCGGCCGCGAGAGGAGGACGCCGACAUGACCGUGACAGGCGCUGAUGGAGUCUGCGUGUUUAAAUGUUUAGUUAACAAAGAUACCGAAUACUGCCGUGUGGGGAAAGAGUCUGUUUUGAUAACACUUGGUUAUACCAGUGCCUUACUCCAGUUCAGGUCACAUUCUGAAUAUAGCAUGUUUUCAAAUGCACUGAAGAACUGCAGGAAUCAGAAGAAGGAGCACUCUGUGUUUAAUCAGAGAACAGAAGAAUCCUCUGCAGCUCAAUAUUUUCAGGUAGCAGUCCAUUGCAUCACAAUCCUAUCAGAGUUUUAUGGCUGCCUGUCCCAACAACAGAAUAUGAUGCAGGAUUUUGUAAGGACGGCCACGUAUCACAGAGCAAUACUGCAGAACCACAUAGAUUUUAAAGAUAAGGUGGUCUUAGAUGUUGGCUGUGGAUCAGGAAUCCUUUCAUUUUUUGCUGUGCAAGCUGGAGCUAGAAAAGUCUACGCUGUUGAAGCAAGCUCUGUGGCAAAAUAUGCCGAGAUUCUAGUACGAAGUAACAAUCUUGGUGAUAAAAUCAACGUUCUGUCGGGGAAAAUUGAGGAAAUCUCUCUUCCUGAGAAUGUAGAUGUUAUUGUUUCUGAACCAAUGGGUUAUAUGCUGUUCAAUGAGAGGAUGCUGGAAAGUUACCUUCACUCCAAAAAAUGGUUGAAAUCAAAUGGAAUGAUGUUUCCAACAUUUAGUGACAUUCAUUUGGCUCCUUUUUCCGAUGAACAGCUCUACAUGGAACACUACUCCAGAGCCAAUUUUUGGUAUCAGCAGUGUUUUUAUGGGGUCAAUCUGUCGAGCCUCCGCAAUGCAGCUGUGGAUGAAUACUUCAGGCAACCUAUUGUAGACACAUUUGACAUUAGAAUUCUGAUGGCCCGGACGGUGAAAUACACUGUCAACUUUGCAGAAGCAGAAGAAGAAGAUUUGCACAGAGUGGAAAUCCCCUUUGUUUUUCAAAUGAUGCAGUCUGGGCUAAUCCAUGGCUUGGCAUUUUGGUUUGAUGUGGCAUUUGUCGGCUCACUGGUAACCGUUUGGCUAUCAACUGCUCCAACAGAACCUCUGACUCAUUGGUAUCAAGUACGCUGUCUUCUUCAAACGCCUCUCUUUGCCAAAGAAGGAGAAACUCUUUCAGGGAAAGUCCUAUUUAUAGCAAAUAAGCGGCAGAGUUACGACAUCCAGAUUGUUGCUGUAGUGGAUGAGACUGGCUUUAAGUCUGGCAAUGUCCUUGAUUUAAAGAAUCCAUUUUUCAGGUAUGCUUAGAUUAUACUUGUAUGUUCCUGCUGGAAGAAAAACCAGGAUUU
Euleptes europaea (tarantolino) is the source of this 1451-nucleotide messenger RNA. Its product is annotated as histone-arginine methyltransferase CARM1-like. NCBI's taxonomy places the organism in Eukaryota, Metazoa, Chordata, Lepidosauria, Squamata, Sphaerodactylidae. The transcript is spliced from 13 exons. The record is from RefSeq and is a predicted model, not a curated record. Gene Ontology annotation, biological process: peptidyl-arginine methylation. Bases 1 to 1410 code for a protein of 469 amino acids. Gene Ontology annotation, molecular function: protein-arginine N-methyltransferase activity.